ACGCGGACAUUGCCCCUCGCACAACGUAGCGAUCAAUUACACGGAUUUACGGGAAACUCUCGACAUGGAAUGAAAAUCUCUGUCGCAGUAAACACAAUAUAAAGUAAUUUGUGUUUUAUUUUUGCUUUUUUGAUUUUGGGGUUGUUUUUUUUUUUACUUAACUACAGAGAAAAUACACUCAAGCUGUUUGAUUUUUAUAUGCGGUUAAAGGCAACAUUUGCUUAAUACAUAUAUAAACAUAAAAAAAGUGAAUUGUGUUACGUUACGCUCUUUAAGAAUCAUAGCAUCGCAAAUAAAAAAAAAACAAAAAUAAUAUACGAGAAAAGUGAUCGAAAUCCAAAUCAAAAUCUAUUUCUAACGGCUAAUCAACGUCUUUUUCAGAAGAACCUACUGAAAAGAUUUCACUUGGAUUAUAUUAAUAAUUACCUCUGUAUUGAUUGAAUUUGAUAUAAAUGCAAAUCGGCAGACGCUAUAUGCUUGAGUAGAAAAUUUCUAGUAGUUAAAAACGCUGUAGAGUUUUUAUAUGCACAGUUACAUAUAUAUAUACAUAUGUAUAUAUAUAUAUAUAUAUAUAUAUAUAUAUACAUAUAGUGUGAGUGCGUUGGGCAUUGCAUUGAUAAAGCGUUGAAAAAACUUGAACAAUAUUAAAUACAAAAAUUGUAACAUGGCCGACGAUACAAUCGCAAUGCGGAUGCAGAAGAAAACACGCAGCGCUUCGAUAUGUGCAACCAGUGGUAGUCUAGAGAAUGCUUUGCAUACUAUGCCAUCGGGUAGUAACACGCCCGAAAACGCAGGCACGCCCAGCUAUAGACGUCGUAGACCAGCAACACGUUCCCAGAGUGCCAGAAUAACAGCCACAGCCAAUAGAUCGGUGCGAAGACGAACACACAUGCAUCAGCAACAAAAUCUACAAGAGUCACGGUCGUAUUGCACAAGCGAACCCAGGCUUAGCGAAACGGAAACACCGCCACAAAGGCGCAAACUAUCACAGAGAAGACCACAGCAGCACCCGCAUCGCAAAUCAAAUGCAUUUCUAGAUGUACCCACCUCGAAUGUACAUCAUUUACGUGUCGGUGAUGACGAGGAUCUGGAUCGUCUGAGGACAUUUAGUGCCUCCAAAGGAGGCAUUAUAAAUCGCGGUGAUUCUUUUCGACGCCGUCGUUCACGCAGUAAUAGUUUAGCGCCUGUCAGUCCCAUACAUCCACGAGUGGGUGCUUUAGCUGGUUGUACAGACAUCGAUGUUAAUUCGCACGAACAGCAGCAGGAGCAACAACAGCCAGUUGUUGACGUGUAUUGUGUCGAAAUGUUGGGUGCAGCCGGAGUCGGUAAACAAGCUUUGGUUUCACAAUUUCGUACAUCAGAUUGCAUUAAUGCAUACGAUGGACCUGAAUGUGAUGAAGCUGAGCAAAAUAUUUCAAUAAUAUUGAAUGGUAUUGAAUCAGAAUUAAAAUUUUGCAUAAACAAAGAAGAAAAUAAGGAUGAACUUGAAAAGGCUGAUGCAUUUUUGGUUGUUUAUUCUUGCGUGGAUAAAGAAUCGUUUACGCGCUCUAAACAAAUAAUGUCACGUCUCCAAGAUAUGGAUUUACUGAGAACGCGACCAAUUAUACUUGUAGCAAACAAAAUUGAUUUGGCGCGAUCACGCGCAGUUUCCGCUCAAGAUGGUAAAUGUUUGGCUUGUACGUUCGGUGCUAAAUUUAUUGAAGUAUCUGUGGGUAUUAACCAUAAUUGUGAUGAAUUACUGGCCGGUACUUUAACGCAGAUACGUUUGAAGAAGCACCAUAAUCUAUUGCAACCAAAGUCGAAAAAAUCCAAAAACAAAAACAAACAAGAUAAACACAAUGAUCACCCUAAAAAUCAUGAUAAUCAAGAACUUGGCGAUAAGUGUAUAACUGAUAAAAAUUCCGAACUAAUGGGUAACAAUGAAAGUUCAUCAUCACCGGCUCAUUGGUACAAGAGUCGCAGCGUUAUGAUGGCAAGUAUGAAGGCCAGGCAAAUGUUAACUUGGAUACUGGGUAAGGAGGAUUCAAAAUUUAAACAUUGUGAAGAUCUGCAAGCGUUGUAAAACAUUUACAAAACUUGAAUUUCAACAACAACAACUAAAAUAAAUAAUAAACGAUGUGAACAAAAGAUAAAG
Glossina fuscipes is the source of this 2134-nucleotide messenger RNA. It is a transcript of the gene Rgk3, whose product is annotated as GTP-binding protein REM 2. The coding region runs from base 665 to 2062 and encodes 465 amino acids. Lineage: Eukaryota; Metazoa; Arthropoda; Insecta; Diptera; Glossinidae. The record is from RefSeq and is a predicted model, not a curated record. The transcript is spliced from 11 exons. Gene Ontology annotation, cellular component: plasma membrane. Gene Ontology annotation, molecular function: GTPase activity; GTP binding; calcium channel regulator activity.